GGUACCAGGUUGCUUUACGGGAAAAGGCUGCUCUAAUUUAGUCUGGAACUGCCCUACUUGAGACUUUUUCAUAGUUAUCAAUCUGUACAAAGAAUCACCAAACUGCUAAGGGAACCAAUACUGGCAAAUCAGGCUGCCGAGACAACUGUAUAAUUCGCUCGAAAAAGAAACGGAGAACUUCUCAAGCAUACAGGAGGAUAAUGCAUAUAAAAAUAUGCAAGAAUCACAGGAAACCCACAUAUCCAACCACCUAGAUGAAAUUGUUGCUGCUGUCAGCAUAACGCCUGGAAAGAAGAUCCAAAACAAGCUGCCUCAGACAGCACUAUUCCAGCCUCCUCGAGAGAAACUCUGCCUCUGUGAAGAGAAAGCGAAGUCCUAUUCCAGCAGUCAGGAGUAUAAACAGGCCGUCCAGGAGCUUGUGCGCAGCGUGGCACUGACAAGAAUUUGCUAUGGCGACUCCCAUUGGAAACUAGCAGAGGCACAUGUUAAUCUGGCUCAAGGCUACCUCCAGCUGAAAGGGAUGUCACUGCAAGCAAAACAACAUGCAGAAAAAGCCAAAGAAAUCCUCACCAACUCCAUUGUACCUCCCUAUCACGAUGAUACAGACGUUUUCAAGUGUUCAGUUGAACUAUUCCAUACCAUGGGGAGAGCCUUACUCUCCCUUCACAAAUUUAAAGAAGCUUCAGAGAAUUUGACCAAAGCAGAGAGACUUGCAAAGGAGCUGCUGCAAUGUGAAAGGAUUAUAAAGGAAGAAUGGAUAGAAAUUCAAGCGCGGAUCAAAUUGUCAUUGGCACAGCUAUAUCAAGGUCAGAAGAAAUCAAAAGAAGCUCUGCCCCACUACCAAGAGGCUUUAGAAUAUAUUGAGACCAGUAAAGGUGAACAAAGUCUUGAGUGUGUACCAAUAUUGAGGGAAUUAGCAGGUGUAGAACAAACCCUGGGAUUUCACAACGCAUCCAUCGACCAUUUUUUACAGGCACAUCUCAUCGUCCUGAGCAAAAACCCCUCUCAAGAGGAGGCAGCGGUCUCUGCCCACUUUGUCGCCCACGCUGCUGUUGCUUCUGGGAGGCCUGAGCACCAUGAUGUGGCUGACCAGUAUUUUCAAGAGAGCAUGGCUAAUCUGAAGGAUGCUGAAGGGGUGGGAAAAGCCAAAUUUCUUUCAAUUCAAGAUGAAUAUUGCCAUUUUCUACAAGUCACUGGACAACAAGAGAGAGCAACCUCGAUCCUGAGAGAAUCCGUGCAAGCCAAAGUGGGAGUGUUUGGCGAUGUCAGUCCUGAGGUGGCAGAGACAUACCGGCUCCUGGGUGGGGCCGAUCUGGCGCAGGGGAACCACAGUGGGGCCCACAGGAAACUGAAGAAGUUGUCCUGGAGAAAGAUGAUGGUAGCUUGCUCCAAGACAGUGGCCCGGGGAUGGAGCAAAGUCGUGGGGGAGUCGAGGGAUGUCGAUAAGGAUAUAGAGCCCACAGCACUUGGCAACUCAGAGUGUCUUCAGAUUCAGACUCUCUUAUAUGGACCGCAGGACAAGAGGACUCUGGCCACCCAGAAGACCCUGGACGUCCUGUCCAAGGCCCCUGAGAUGGCUGUGAAGCCUAGGCCGGCCCCCAGAGCCAAACCGGCAUUCUGCACUGGCGUGCCCCCGCACACAGUGCUGGGGAAGGCUAGGUCCAACGCGGCGGACUGAGACCCCCCCACCCCACCCCCAAAGAAGGCUUUGGUCAUGCCUGGGUGCUGACAUUUAGGGUGCUGUGUAAAUCUCUGUCUACGAGAUGGAAGUCAACAGUCAUUGUACAGAUUUUCAAGACCAACUGUUUGCUCCCACAUGCAACAGUGACACCAUUCACCUCCCAUGGGCCACAUUUUGACAGUGGAUGCCCUUCAGGGUGAUCUGGUGCUUCUACAAAGCAUUUUACUUUUUAUUACCUAAGUGGUUUUUGUUCCCAACAAAAAUCUUUACCCAUCAGCAUUUUUUUUUACUGUGGCUGAAAGACUUCUCUUCAGAAGUUCAAAACUCCCUGUGCAGGAAAGCAGACUCAACAUCUGACUGUACAAAUAUAGCCCCUCGCACAGGUCUGGAGUCAGAUUUGGAGCAAUAAAAUUCUGGAAAAAGCCCUUUCUUAUAGGAAGCUAUUAGGGAUUGAGAAUAACAUGCUAAUAAAAGGAAA
Messenger RNA from Ceratotherium simum simum (southern white rhinoceros), 2159 nucleotides. RefSeq names its product tetratricopeptide repeat domain 23 (gene TTC23). The record is from RefSeq and is a predicted model, not a curated record. Lineage: Eukaryota; Metazoa; Chordata; Mammalia; Perissodactyla; Rhinocerotidae. Gene Ontology annotation, molecular function: protein binding.